AUGGCUGCGAAAUGGGUCACUGGAGAUAAGAGAAAAGACUUGAAACCUACGAGAGCAAGUGUGCUGUGCUCCAAGCACUUCCGUGACAGCGACGACGUACAAAGCCCGUCUCUGAUGCAGUCGCUGGGAUUGACGAUCAAUAUCACCUGCGGUGCCAAUAAGUGGGCCCUGCUGGUCACCUUCAAUCUCGUAUUCUGGCUCUCGGGCCUGGCGCUCAUGGGACUGGGUGCGUUUCUGCUGAUGGACGAGCAACGUUCGACGCUGCUGCCGCUCUUCCGAGCGCAGCCGGUACAGUACCUGCUCAUAGCGCUCGUCGGCUGCGGCGUGCUGGUGCUCUUGGUCGGCUUCUUCGGCUGCUGCGGUGCCGUUAAGGAAAGCAAGUGCCUGCUGGGGGCAUACUUGGCCUUCCUCUUCCUCGUGCUGGCCUGCGAGCUGGCCAUCGGCAUACUCGCGCUCAUCUUCCAGCACAAGAUAUUAUCGGACAUGAAAGACAACAUGACUGAAUCGCUCAAGAAAGACUACGGAAAAAAGACUCACGUGACGACUGCCUUCGACUGGGCGCAGGCCAAGAUGCUGUGCUGCGGUGUACACGGGCCGGCCGACUACGCGGAGAGCGUGUGGAAGGCGGAGAGCAUCGGGCGCGGCGACAAUGUGAGCAAGACGUGCUGCCGGCUUCGCGACGAGCCGGACGCGCACAAGAACCCACGUCCUCUCAAUGAGACCUUGUGCCAGAAUGGAGACGACAGGCACAGCCGGGGAUGCCUCGCUGGCCUGGAAGAGCUGGCCAAGCGCGAGGGCACGCUGCUCGUAGCAGUCGCUUGCGGAGUGGCCGCCCUACAGAUCAUUGGCAUCAGCGUCUCCAUUUGCCUCUGCAAGCAGAUGUAGCCAAGUCGAGUCCCACCUUCGUGGAACAUAUGGCCGUGAAAGUAAUGAUUA
Molecule: messenger RNA, 936 nt
Organism: Rhipicephalus sanguineus (brown dog tick)
Lineage: Eukaryota; Metazoa; Arthropoda; Arachnida; Ixodida; Ixodidae
Product: 23 kDa integral membrane protein
Exons: 7
Coding region: 1-885 (294 amino acids)
Cellular component (GO): membrane
Source: RefSeq, a predicted model, not a curated record